This is a messenger RNA of Paramisgurnus dabryanus, 2384 nucleotides long. RefSeq names its product PTK6 protein tyrosine kinase 6b (gene ptk6b). Gene Ontology annotation, molecular function: protein binding; ATP binding; protein tyrosine kinase activity. Gene Ontology annotation, biological process: protein phosphorylation. NCBI's taxonomy places the organism in Eukaryota, Metazoa, Chordata, Actinopteri, Cypriniformes, Cobitidae. The record is from RefSeq and is a predicted model, not a curated record.
UGCCUCGCGUCGCUUUCUUUACAUCGGCAUCCAGCAGAGCAGGUGUCUCCUCUCGGGAGCGCGCCGGCCAAGGGCGCAAAUCUUUUCACAUGGGGGAAUGUUUGAGGACAGCAUGCCCAUGUCUAAAGGCAUUAUGGGACAGAAUAUACGGAUCGUCGUCGGGGGACGAGGAUGGAAACGUGGUGAAAUCUGACCGUGGUUAUACGGGAGAAGGUUACAACAAUGCAAUUGACGAUGAUCCGAAGGAUUCCAAUCGUUACUCACGACCGAAUCACCCCGCUCUCCAGCCGCCUCGGAGGAACGACAAUGCUUUAUAUACGGCUCUGUGGGACUUUGAGGCUCGAGAUAUAAACGAGAUAUCGUUUCAAACGGGUGAUAUCUUCCAAAUUGUCGACAGUUCGAGUGAAUGGUGGAGAGCGAGGAAAACAGACACGAACGGCUGUAUUCUCGCCACCGGGUUCGUUCCGCACAAUUACCUGGCGCGCGUGGAGUCUCUGGAGUCCCAGCCGUGGUUCUUUGGAAAGAUGAGCCGAGUUGAGGCUUCAGGUCACCUUAUGUCACCUGCAAAUCACGAUGGCUCCUUUAUUGUUCGAAUCAGUCAGUCUGAGUGCGUGGGUCAUGUGAUCUCAGUAAAGGCACAUAACCAACCAAAACACUUUAAGAUCUACCAGACGGGUGAUCAUUUCUUUGUGGAUCAGCUUCUAAAAUUUUCCAGCGUGAUAGAGUUGGUUGAAUACUAUCAAAGUCACCCAUUGGCCACUGUGGGUCAACUCAAACGCCCGUGUGUUAGGAAAAAACCUCAACCACAGGAUUUAUCACAUUCAACAGUGGAUGAGUGGGAGUUGCCAAAGGAGGAGUUUACCAUCGAAGAGGAGCUUGGCAGGGGCCACUUUGCUGAUGUUUACAGGGGCAAAUGGAAAAAUCAAAUUCAUGUGGCCAUCAAAAUCCUCAAGAACAAUGAUUUCCUCAAGCAGAAGGAGUUUCAGAUGGAGGUGCAGAUUAUGAAGCGAUUGCGUCACAGACAUCUCCUCGCUCUCUUCGCCAUCUGCACGUCCUCCACCCCUUAUUACAUCAUCACAGAGCUCAUGGAGAAGGGGAACCUGUUGGAAUUCCUCAGAGGUAAAGAGGGUGGGGCAUUAGAUGUAGUUUCUCUGUUGGAUAUGGCGGGUCAGGUAGCAGACGGGAUGGCAUAUUUAGAAGCCAAUAACAGUAUUCACAGAGAUCUUGCUGCAAGAAAUGUUCUCGUUGGAGAUGGAUAUAUCUGCAAAGUAGCUGAUUUCGGCCUGGCUCGGGUCAUUAAGGAGCCUUUUUAUAUAUCCGAUGAAAGGACAAUACCAUACAAGUGGACAGCACCUGAAGCCAUCAGUCACGGACGUUUCUCUAACAAAUCUGACGUCUGGUCGUUUGGGAUUCUCCUAUAUGAGAUUCUCACUUAUGGCGGGGUGCCUUAUCCAGGUUAUUCAGCAAAUGAGGUGUACGCACAAGUCACAGAACACAACUACAGAUUACCUGCCCCAUCCAAAUGUCCAGGGUUUGUGCAUGACAUCAUGCUGUCCUGCUGGAGUGCACGGCCAGAGGACCGUCCUGAUUUUAAAGACCUGAGACUCAAACUUGAAAACGUCAGCAGCUACAAUGACUUGGAAUGAUUCUGCUGAAAGAUAUCUGAGGUCUGAGAAAGUGAAACGAGACUGACCGCAAAACAGUUCUUAAGGAUGGAUGCUACAUUACUGGAUAUGUACAAUAGUCCGGUGUGUUUCAUUACACCAGUUGGGAACAUGCACAUAUUAAGCACUUUUUAGCUGCUCUCAGGGGAUCAUUUAUUUUUGUUUGGAGUUUUCUCUAUGGGCUAAAUUCACUGAGACAUAUGGUGUUAUUUUUAUAAUCCUGCUGUUGUCAGGUAAUAGUAGAUUGCACUGAUUAGAAAACAAUGCCUCAAGUUACAAGUCUUAUGAGAAAUCAAAUAUUAAUUCAAGGAAGUCUUUUUUUAUUCAUCUAUAAGGAAAAAGAUUGUUAUAUUUUUUGUAAUAAAUUGACAUUAUUCCAAUGCAGUUAAAGGUAUAAACUUUUAAAAGUACAUUAUGAUCAAAAGCAGAUGGAUAUGUGAAUAUGCAUCAAAGAAUCAUGAUGCAAACUACUACACUCCUAAGAAAUGAAGGUGCUAAAAAGGGUGUUAAAGGUUGUUUAUGAAACCAUACAGCCUGGCAUUUCGCAAACCUUUAUUUUUUUAAGAGUGUGUAUUAAACAUGAUGUUGUAUUUUCUGUAUAUUAUACUGUAUUUUCUGUACUGUAUUGAUCAGUGAUCUUCAGUGUUGUGUAUUGAUAUUCAGGUAAGCAAUUUACCAAAUUCCUCAUAAGGGUAAUCUUACUUAACAAUUAAACUCAAA